AUGAGUGGGGAUAACUCUGCGGAAGAAUUCACCUGCAUAACUCCAGAGGACUUAUCGGAGAUCAAGAAUGCAUUAGAGGGAGGCAGAAUGGCAGACGCAGUGUCCAAGAUCAAAGAAAAUCUUAAUGCCCUAGACAACAUCAAGCUCAACAUCGCCAUCACAGGAGAGUCAGGCUCUGGGAAAUCGACCUUUAUCAAUGUCAUCAGGAAUCUGGGAGAUGAAGAUACUGGUGCUGCUAUAACUGGAGUGGUAGAGACAACCUGUGAGCCGCAGCCUUAUCCACACCCAAAAUUUCCCAAUGUAACCUUCUGGGACCUGCCUGGGAUUGGGACACCCAAUUUUAAAUCAGAGAAUUACCUUGAGGAUGUUAAAUUCAGCCGCUAUGACUUCUUCAUAAUCCUUGGCUGCGGGCGCUUUCGAGAUGUCCAUGCCCAGCUGGCCCGCGCCAUCCAGGAAAGGGGCAAGAAGUUUUAUUUUGCACGCUCCAAAGUGGACACAGAUCUGGAGGCUUCCAAGAAGCGCCGGCCCAAAGCUUACGAUGAGCAGCGCAUCUUGCGGGAGAUCAGAGAGGACUGCGUGAAGUGUCUGCAGGCAGAGGGCGUCAGCUUCCCCAAGAUUUUCCUCCUGUGUAUCUUUGACCUGGACAAGUAUGAUUUUCAGCAGCUGCAAGAAACCCUGGAACAUGAGCUCCCCAGUCACAAGAGUCACACUCUGCUCCUGGCCAUGCCCAACAUUUCUCUAAAUAUCCUGCUGAAGAAGAAAGCCGCCUUCCAAGGGCAGAUAUGGAAACUAGCUGCUCUGUCAGCUGGUGUUGCUGCGGUCCCUAUCCCAGGCCUCUCUGUGGCCUGUGAUGUGACAAUUUUGGUGAAGGCCUUGCGAGAUUAUUGCAAGAGCUUCGGCCUGGAUGAUGAAUCCCUCACUAAGCUUGCCCAGAAGUUUGACAAACCCGUGGAGGAGCUGAAGGCUGUUAUAAAGUCCCCACUGGCCAAGGAAAUCUCAGCUAAUUUGGUAUACAAACUGCUGACCAAUGCUGUAGGUGGUGCCCUGAUGUGUGUGGAGUAUUUAGUGAGCAACAUACCAGUGAUUGGCUCCCUUGCAGCCGGAGGGAUCUCUUACGGGACCACGUACUACAUGCUGAACAGCUUUUUGAAUGAAGUGGCGGAAGAUGCUCAAAGAGUUCUGCUAAAGGCUUUAAAGGAGACAGAAAUUUAG
Molecule: messenger RNA, 1212 nt
Organism: Terrapene triunguis (Three-toed box turtle)
Lineage: Eukaryota; Metazoa; Chordata; Testudines; Emydidae
Product: interferon-inducible GTPase 5-like
Exons: 1
Coding region: 1-1212 (403 amino acids)
Cellular component (GO): membrane
Molecular function (GO): GTP binding; GTPase activity
Source: RefSeq, a predicted model, not a curated record